Messenger RNA from Necator americanus (New World hookworm), 489 nucleotides. RefSeq lists its product as uncharacterized. The record is from RefSeq and is a predicted model, not a curated record. Bases 1 to 489 code for a protein of 162 amino acids. The transcript is spliced from 2 exons. NCBI's taxonomy places the organism in Eukaryota, Metazoa, Nematoda, Chromadorea, Rhabditida, Ancylostomatidae.
AUGGAAGGAUUAUUGGCGCCCGCUCGACCAGUUCGAAGAUCAACGGGAGUCAAGGUGAUCAAGGUGAAACCGGCAUAUACCGAUGUAUGGCAAAGUAGCUCUAUGAAGAUAUUGACGACGGACGGAUAUGGCUUCCCUGUAAUAUCUGGUUAUCCUGUCCAAGAUGAUCCGCUUCAAGACCUUUCACAAGCAACAAUGGUAUUAUUGGUAAAUCUUGGACUUCGCAGCGCACAAAUUUUUGUGAAUGCAAUUGUGAUGUCGUGUUUCCACGAGCCAAGUGUCCUUUCGGUAAUUGAUAUUGGACGGAUGGUCCUCGUCAUCGCAAAUCCAACACGAAUACCAGAUGAAAAUAGAGAUUUGAGCUUUUUGACGCCCCGUCCUCAUCAGACUUUCCAGUCUCCAUCUUCUGAUCACAAAUCAGAACCUUCUAGUCGGCAGGUGACGAAACUCUACGACCAAAGUAACCCCCGUGUACGUCGGUUAUUUUAG